CGGCUCGGUGGCCCCAACUCUGGGCAGUCGAGUUCCGCGUCUCCGAGCGUAGAGUUCAGUCUUUAAAAACGCUCCCGAUUCAAGUCCACCACCAAAGUCCUAAAUCGCGCGCCAAUUUUUUUUUUUCUUUGGGCCUAAGCCUACAUCGUACAUCGUUCCGGAGAACCAUAGGACCUUCUUCUUUUAUUUUUUUUGUUUGUGUUUUGAGUGCAUUUACCCCCCAAUCGACCACCCCACCCACUGUGGUUGCAACAGCACCAGAACCAGCACCGGAGGACACAAGGAUAUCACACGUGCAAGAUGUCUGGCUCAAGGAAACAGAUCCCACAGCUGCUGCUGGCCCUGCUCCUGGUGGGCAGUGCCUUCGUCCUUCAGCUGGAGGCCAAGAGCGUCAUGCGGCGCACCGACAAGAUCUCGGAGAACUUCAAGCAGCUGGAUCUGCCGCCCGAGGAGAUCGACCCCAACGUAGCACCCCCCGAGUCGGAGCCGCCCAAGGUCGAGGAUGUGGUGGAGGAGGCGGCGGCCAGCGACCCCGUUCCAGUGAUCGAUGACAGCGCCAACGAGAUCGCCAGCGGUGAUGCCGAGGGCACGGCCAACGCCGUGGAGACUGCCGUACCGGAAGUAGCUGCUGCAGCUGUUCCGGAAGCCGCUCCAGAAGCCGCCUCCGCUGCUGCACCAGCUGCUGCUCCGGCCGCCGCCACUACCGCGGCUGCCGCCGUCAAGCCGACCAAGGCACCCACCACCCCCAAGCCGGAGAACCCCAUCAGCAAGUUCUGCAAGUGCUCCGAGACGCACUGUGACUGCUGCCGUAAGUUCGGCCUGCCUCUGCUCCCGGCGGGACAGGGCUGCGCCAAGAUCGCCUACCUGGGCAACGACGAGAUGAGCGUGUCCUUGAAGUACGGCGACUUCACCCUCGCCUCCCGCCGCAUCUCCAGCAAGCGCGCCCGCCCCAUCUGCGUGGGCCUGCCCGGUGGCUACACCCAGUUCUGCGGCCGCAUGUACGGCCUGUCGCGCGCCAAGGACUCCAAAGACUUCAAGGCAUGCCUGGCUUUCGAGCUGCGCGCCGAUGAAGAAGUGGAGGCCUCCCUGCGCGUCUCCUGCUUCAAGUUCGGCCCAGAGGGACUGCGGGUGGCCGAGGCGGAGCCACUACCGGUCAAGCCCAGCACGGACGAUGACGAGGACGAUGAUGACUUCUUCGGACUUGGCGGUGGCGGCGAUGACGACGAGGAUGAGGACGACUACGACAGCGAUGCCGAUACCGAGACCGAUGACGACGACGACACCGAGGACUACGCCGACGACGACGAGGCCGAGGCACCAGAGGACGCCGACUACGGCGGCUUCAGCUUGGCUGGACUCCUUGAUGAGCUGGACGAUGACGAGGACGAGAAGCCGGUGAAGAAGCCAGCUGUUACUCCCGCCUCUGAUCAGACCCGCGAGGUGGUCACCACGGAUGCCCAGACUCCGGUGGCCGAUCCCGUCCAGAGCAAGGACGAGGCGGGAGCUACAGCUGCCGCUCCCGCAGAAACCCCAGCCGCAGACACCGUUCCCGCUGCUGCUGCCGCCAAUGCGGCCGAGGAGGUGGCCGCUGCCGUGACCCCCGCCCCCGCCGCGGCGGAUGACUCCACCACGCCCAAGGCCAAGAAGUCGAAGAAGGCGAAAAAGAACAAGAAGAAGAAGGCCGCCGCAGAGGCGAACGAGGAGACGGGAUUCGCGUACGAGCUGCUCAACGGUAUCCUGGAUUUUUUCAACUGAGCGGCCAGCGGGAGCUGGCCAACAUGCUGGGAAACAGUGUAAAUACCGUGUACCGUCACUGGCCGGAAACGGAUACGGUUACGGUAACGGAUACGGAUAGCUAUAGUUACGCCCGUAGUGCUUAAGACCGCGAAAAAAUUCAUAUAUUUAUUGCAAUUGCUAUUUAUUCGAUCGCUUCCAGUUCAGCUUCGUAAUUGUAUGUUUAAUUUAUUUAACUUUAUGAAGAAUAAAAGUCGAAAACAAA
This is a messenger RNA of Drosophila bipectinata, 1999 nucleotides long. RefSeq names its product nucleolin. NCBI's taxonomy places the organism in Eukaryota, Metazoa, Arthropoda, Insecta, Diptera, Drosophilidae. The record is from RefSeq and is a predicted model, not a curated record.